Molecule: messenger RNA, 671 nt
Organism: Diabrotica balteata
Lineage: Eukaryota; Metazoa; Arthropoda; Insecta; Coleoptera; Chrysomelidae
Source: the annotation of a GenBank genome assembly
GAAACAAGAAGAAAAAGUCCAUAACCUAAAUUUCUAAAUAAAUAUAGUAGAUUUUAAGAAAAAUAAUUGUAAUAUAGUUUUAUUAAUGAAUUAAAAGCAUAAUAAGUAACAAAAAUGUCUACUAGAUGGUAUCCCAUAUAUCAAAAAGGUGGGCCCCAGUUGAGGGUGUUCCUUCCAAACUUCUGGAUGAAACUGGUUAGGCCUCCUCAUGCGCAACCCGCUAAUAUCGUUACCUUUUCCUGUUCUAUGGAAAUGACUAAACACGAUAUUAAAAAUUAUUUAGAAAAAAUUUAUGAUGUUAAGUGUGCUGAUGUACGUACUAGGAUACACAUGCCGAAAACUAGAAGAGAGAAAACACACGGAUAUGUUGUCAAAGACGACGAUAUAAAAUACGCCUAUGUCACAUUGCCCAAAGGAGAGGAGUUUAAGUUUCCAGAUUUGUUUGAAGGCAGUGUUAAUAAAGAAAUGGAAGAUCAUAAGAAAGCUCUAAAGCAAGCCAAGGAGGGGUACCAAGAUUUUGUGUCUAAAAACAAAGAGAGACAGAACAUGCCGGGGUGGUUUACUUUAUAAGUAGUUAGUGUCAUGUAUGUUGUGAUUAUAAUUGUUAUAUCUAGUUUUUCUUAACUAAAAUAUAUACUAUUUAAAUUAGUAGUAUUCGUUUAUUUCAUUUC